AUGCAGUCGAUGCCCAUGGAGGUGGGAAGCAGCAGCAGCUCAGGUGGCCCAGUGGUGCAGGUGAGCUUCCCCAGCGCUCAGGCCUCGGUUCUGGACGGCCUGAACCGUCAGAGAGAGGACGGCAGCCUCUGUGACCUCUCCAUCCACGUCCAGGGACACGUGUUCAAGGCCCACCGCUGCGUCCUGGCUGCGUCCUCGCCGUACUUCCACGACCAGGUUCUGCUGAAGAACAUGUCGACGGUCUCCAUCCCGGCGGUGAUGGACCCGCUGGCCUUCGAGAGCGUUUUGAGCUGCGCCUACACCGGUCAGCUUCGAAUGCUGCGAGACGACAUCGUCAACUACCUCACCGUGGGCAGUGUGCUGCAGAUGUGGCACAUCGUGGACAAAUGCACCGAGCUGCUGAGGGAGGGCCGCGCUGCAGCCACGGGGGGUGGAGGAGGAGCAGCAGCACAGGAAGGAGCAGGAGGAGGUGAAAGGUCAGCCAACUCUGGGUGUAGCAGCAGCAACACUGAGGGUGAUGCUAACAGAGCUGGCAGCACAGGUGGUGUCCAGGUUGUGGAGUCCGAUGAACCCCAAAGAGCCCCCCAAGUCCCCAGCCGGCCCUCAGUGAGCGAGAGCCAGUCCCCCAGCAGCACCAACUACUUCAGCCCCCGAGACGGGAGCGGCUUUGGAGGAGGUGGAGCAGCUGCAGCGGGGGCUUUGGUGGACGGAGGCAGAGCCAGCAACACCCCCAGCUACUGCACCCCCUCAGGAGGAGAGGAGGCUCUGCUUAUUGAGGAGGAGGAGGAGGAUGAAGAGGAGGAGGCGCUGUACCACCAAAGGAAGAGAGGAAGAGGAGGAGGCAGCGGAAGGAGGAAGAAAUCGAGCUCCGUGUUGGAGCAGGAGGUCGGGGUCAGCGACAGCUUCGGUGUUUCCUCCUACCAGGACGGGGAGGACUCGGCGAUGUCCCCACAGAAGCGUCCCACCUACAGCCAGCCCAGCAUCAUGCCCCGCAAACAGUGGGUGGUGGUGAAAACUGAGCGCGCCGAGGACGACGACCUGAUCGUGGUGUCCGGGGAGGAGGCAGGAGACGACGAGGAGGACGAGGAUGAGAGGGAGAUGGAGCUGGUGGCACAAGACAGGGAGAGGGGCAACUUCAACAUUUCAAACGUCAGGAGCCUUUCCAACGAGCUGGGGGGCCGAGCGGAGAGCGACAUGGACUCACAGGUGGACUACUGCCAGACUUCAGAAGACUACCUCAAGUUUGAAGGCAGUCUGAUGGAACAGACCUUAGCUCAACACCUUCAUGACAACACUGCAGGUCAGAACCAGAACACCAGCCGGGCAGUUUCAGCUCUGCUUGGCCAGGUUCAGUCUGCAGCCUCGGCCCGGGCCCAGCUCUUGCCGCUGGACAUGCAGGGGAACCAGAUCCUGCUCUACAACCAGGCCUCCGGACUCUCCAUGGAUUCUGCCACUCCUCCACUGGGGAUGGCAGGAGGGAUGAUGGGGGGAGCCUCCUUCAAAGGUUCUAGUUUGGAGCACGGAGCAGUCCAUCUGCAGGCUGUUUUGGGGGCUGAUGGUCCAGACGGUGGAGGGGCUGGAGGCAGCUGCAGCGGUAGUAGCACCGGUGGAUCAACGAAGGUGUUUAUGUGUCACUGUGGGAAGACAUUCACCCAUAAGAGCAUGAGGGACCGACACAUCAACAUGCACCUGGACCUGCGGCCGUUCCACUGCCCCGUCUGUGCCAAGAAGUUCAAGAUGAAGCACCACCUGACGGAGCACAUGAAGACCCACACCGGCCUCAAGCCGUACGACUGCCUCAGCUGCGGCAAGAAGUUCAUGUGGCGCGACAGCUUCAUGAGGCACCGCUCGCACUGCGAGAGGCGUGGCGGGCCGGGGGACGGAGGAGACGGAGGGGGAAGUGGUGACAGAGGGAGGCGAGGAGGGGGUGGAGGUGAGGAUGGGCCAGAUUUUAGUUCCUCCCCUCACCACCUCCUGUCUCCAGGUGAAGGAGGACGGAGCAGCGUCCUGGGAGGAGGAACUCUGGUGCCUCAGCACGGCGCUGGUGCGGUCACAGGAAGCAUCAGCAACACGGUGGCUGCUGCAGGGGCACUGCUGGGGGUGGUCUCUCAGAGUCCGGGUCAGAAUCAGGGGCCGGGGAUGUUUGGAGGUCUGGGUGUGUGUGAUGAAGACGUGUGUGAAGUCAGUCCGGAUGAAAGCAGCAUGACUUAAACCAGAGUUCUGUUUUAUCUAAGGGGGCUUUGGUUCUUCUGGUUCCUGCUGCAGGAAGCAGCCCGGUCCUCUUCCAAAAGACUUUGAAGCAGUUUGUUAAGGAUGGGGCUGCUGUUGAGCACAU
Molecule: messenger RNA, 2335 nt
Organism: Nematolebias whitei (Rio pearlfish)
Lineage: Eukaryota; Metazoa; Chordata; Actinopteri; Cyprinodontiformes; Rivulidae
Gene: zbtb22b
Product: zinc finger and BTB domain containing 22b
Exons: 4
Coding region: 1-2211 (736 amino acids)
Biological process (GO): regulation of transcription by RNA polymerase II
Molecular function (GO): protein binding; DNA-binding transcription factor activity, RNA polymerase II-specific; RNA polymerase II cis-regulatory region sequence-specific DNA binding
Source: RefSeq, a predicted model, not a curated record